Angiostrongylus costaricensis is the source of this 249-nucleotide messenger RNA. The record is from the annotation of a GenBank genome assembly. NCBI's taxonomy places the organism in Eukaryota, Metazoa, Nematoda, Chromadorea, Rhabditida, Metastrongylidae.
AUGACCGACUCCGGUGAGCCGGUACGAACACUGAAAUGUGUGCUGGUUGGCGACGCGGCUGUCGGCAAAACGUCUCUGAUCGUCUCCUACACCACUAACGGAUAUCCUCAACACUACGUUCCAACCGCAUUCGACAACUACUCAGUUGUGGUACGCGUCGAUAAAAAGCCGGUUCGCUUACAACUGUGUGACACUGCAGGACAGGUGAGUCCGACAUUUUCGACAAGAUCAUUCUGUCAUAGCUGUUGA